AUGACCUCGUCUCCGUUGACGUAUCUCGCGGCUGACCCUUCCGCAGAGCUAAGUGGGGUCUAUCAUCUCGUGCUGAAUCGACCACAGGCGCGCAAUGCCAUCUCGCGCGCUUUACUCCAAGACAUUGUACAAUGUCUGGCAGCAUUGCUUCACAAGAUCACCGAGCCUAGCUCGCAGAACUCGAUGCCACGCGUCCUCAUCCUUCGGGCCGAAGGACCGACCUUCUGUGCUGGUGCAGAUCUAAAGGAGAGGAGGCAUAUGUCGGACAACGAAGUGGUCCACUUUCUGCAAGAUGUCAGGCAGAUGCUCGAUGAGUUCGAGAGGCUGCCAAUACCCACUCUUGCCGCGAUCGAAGGACCGGCCCUAGGUGGAGGACUGGAGCUGGCUUUGGCUUGCGAUUUUCGCAUUGCAGCUGCCUCGGUGGACAAGAUUGGAUUCCCGGAAGUCAAGCUAGGCAUCAUCCCCGGGGCAGGCGGAACCCAAAGAGCUCCACGAAUCAUAGGCAUGCAACGAGCAAAAGAGCUUAUCUAUACCGGCGCCCAGCUUGAUGCGUCGCAAGCCAAAGAGCUUGGUCUCAUCGACCAUGUCUCUCCAGGUUCGUCCUGCUUGGAGCUGUGUCAGGCGCUAGCCAAGCAGAUGAUCCCCUCCGCGCCUCUCGCCCUUCGAGCUGCAAAGAUGGCCAUCAGUAUGGGCACCAACGUGGAGCUGACCCGAGGGCUUGAUCUAGAGUGGGCCUGUUACGAGCCCUUGCUCGAGAGUAAGGACCGCAGAGAGGCGCUGGAUGCCUUUCACCAAAAGCGAAAGCCAAUUUUUAUCGGAAAGUAG
This is a messenger RNA of Moesziomyces antarcticus, 825 nucleotides long. RefSeq names its product enoyl-CoA hydratase. The transcript has 3 exons. Gene Ontology annotation, cellular component: mitochondrion. Gene Ontology annotation, molecular function: enoyl-CoA hydratase activity. The record is from RefSeq and is a predicted model, not a curated record. Gene Ontology annotation, biological process: fatty acid beta-oxidation. NCBI's taxonomy places the organism in Eukaryota, Fungi, Basidiomycota, Ustilaginomycetes, Ustilaginales, Ustilaginaceae. Bases 1 to 825 code for a protein of 274 amino acids.